AUGGGAAAUACUCAGUCAGUGCCAAAACAUAACUUCUACCUCACAAAAGUAUCAAACACUGACCUACCGCUGGUUCCCUUUAUACACACAAUUGUUGGCUACAAUGCCACUCCUGUCAAGGACACAGAUCCUCUUGUGCUCAGAGAGAUUCUAAACACCCAGGAUUUGUGCCUUGAAGUAUUUGAUAUUUUACUUAAUAGGCGGUUCAAGGUAACAAUACCCAAGUUUGGUGAUAGUACAGAGAAGCUGGGAAUAAACGUCAUUAAAUUAAAGAGCAUACCCACUCUUUUGAAGAUACAGAUUAUAUCAGUGAAGGAGUCAUCAAACACACUCCUUAAAACAGGUGACUGUAUUGUUGGCAUUGAAAAUUCCCAUGUUGAGAGUGAAGACGAGUUAUUCUAUGAAAUCAAAUCAACUAGGAAGAUAGGACUGGUAGUUCUGCGAGGCAAUAAGGGAUAUGUCGUGGAAUGUGAAGGUACAGAGCUAGGAUGCGAGAUAGGAUGUGGACUAUUAUAUUCAAUACCUGAAAGGGAGUAUUUUAUGAGUGAGUAUACAGGAAGGAUAAAGAAGGAGGUUGAAGAGUCAAGCACUGUUUCAAGCCAAGGUGAACAAGUCAACUCAGAUAUUGUGGGAAUAACAAAUGUUGAAAAUCAGGAUCAAAAGACCAGUUCAGGUAGUGCCAGUAUCCAAGUUGGCAGCGACGUAGAUGAUCAAAAAAUGGAUUCAAAUAACAACAUUCUGCUAGAAAAGGAAUUUACUAAUAAUUUUAAUAGUUCAAACAUGUAUUUCAUAUCUCAAUCUGUGAAAGACUCGAUAAAAGAGGCUAUUAUUGAGAACAGCGAUAAUUUGAAUACAGUUGUUUCACUGGGAAGUACAGCCAUAACCCAGGAUCAUCUACCGGCGAUGAAAUCUGUCGGAUCUCUGUGCGAGCAAAAAGAAAUGGCCACAACGGGCACUUUCAAUAUGAGUGAAAUAGGAAAGUCGAUUGAGGAUAUAGAGAACAGCACAGCAGACGACAAUACUAAUGCAAAAAGCCGUCCUGAAAAUGACAGAUCUCAUCCACAGAUACCUGAAAGGCUUGCAGAAGGCGCGCCUGGUAAACAUCCGUUCAACGUCGUACACAGUGAUAAAACAGCCAGCUACGUUUACAGGUCCCCACGCAAUAAUAUCAAGAACCAGAGCAUCCACUCCGCCGUGCCUAUCAACCAGGUAAAUGCCAGCCGUAUUUACGACGAGGCAGAAGUCCCUAGUGAAAACCAAUACUUCCAGGGCCAGCAUACAAAAAAUGACGACGAGCAUGCCAAUGUCGUUAGUUCAAGUGUGGUCUGUAAGGAAAAUUAUAUCUUCAAGGACGGAGAGAUGAAAAUGAAAGAUGACGUUUUUGAAGAGAGAAGGCAUGAUGAAAAUGCUAAAAAGAACUGGAAAGACAUUUUUGAAGAGGAUGAUGAAAGCUUGCCUUUUGAUGAAAAGAGAAAGGAUGUUGCUAAUAGUAUUAAGGAUUUGUAG
Vittaforma corneae ATCC 50505 is the source of this 1506-nucleotide messenger RNA. RefSeq lists its product as uncharacterized. The transcript has a single exon. The coding region runs from base 1 to 1506 and encodes 501 amino acids. Gene Ontology annotation, molecular function: protein binding. The record is from RefSeq and is a predicted model, not a curated record. Lineage: Eukaryota; Fungi; Microsporidia; Nosematidae.